AUGUCACAAAAAACGCAAGAAUUAAAGAAUUUGGGGGCCGACGUGGCUAACGGCGGCUCCAACCAUGCUGUAGCACAUGCAACGGCGGCAGCCCUCCCGGCACUUCCUGACGCGGCUGCAGAGCUCUUGGGUCAGGUGGACCUGCCUGCCUCCGCUGCCGGUAUCCGCCUGGAGUCGACCCCCCCAGCGGCUGUUUCAACGCCGCCUCCCACGGCGCCUGUCCCUGAUGGUGCCGUGGGAGAUGUUAAGGAUGACCGGGCUGCAGCUGCAGAGUCUGCGGCAUUCGAGCAGCCCUGCUCUGCCCCAGUAUCGGAAAGCGACGAGUUAGCAACAGGGCAGUCCGCACGCCAUGAGGGUAACGCACACCUUAUUGCGACUGUCGAGCCGGCUGACUUUGUUUCUGCGGGUGAAAUGGCCGAGCCUUCGUCAACCGCGAUGCCAGGGGUGGCCCCGGCUGAGCAAAUCGCUGAUUCAUUGCAGCCCUCCACCUCCACACCAGGACGGCUGCAAGGUAUCGCUACUGCAGCCGGAGCGGGUGAAGAGUGUUCAGGGGCGGCUACAGAUGCUACCUCUGCCGCCGCGUUGGCAGAACGCGAUGCCCAGCUUGUGGAGCUUCGUGCGGAGGUGGAGCGCCUACGCCAUGAGGUGGCGGAAGUAGGCGCUAGCAAGGCAGAGUUGGCGGCGCAUGUGGCCAGACUGUCUUCGGAGCGUGAGGCACUGGAGGCUGAGGUGCAGCAGCUAAGAGAGCAUUUGGAGGAGCGCGCAAAAGCGCAGGCUGCGGAGGCCGCCUCAGCUGCGGAGGCGGAACUGGCGCGACAGGCGCAACUUGCGCUCGUGGCGGAGCUGGAGGAGCUGCGGGAGCUGCAGCGGAAGACAAAGGAGGAGCUGUCACACUGGGAGGCGCUGCACAGCGAUCUGCGGGCGGAGCUGGAGUCCAAGGAUCGAGAGCUGGCGGCUGCUUCCGCUGCGGUGGAGGAGCUUCAGCAGCUGAGGCAGCAGCUGGGGAACGAGGAUGUCGGCAGCCUGGUGGCGCGGGCGCAGCAGGCGUCCGUGUUGGAGGUCAAGUACGAGAAGCUGAAGGAGGAGGGCAAGGUGCGGUUCGAUAAGCUGAAGGAGCAGAGCAACCACCGCAAAAUCGAGCUUGCGGAAGCAAGGCAGCAGCUGCUAGCCCUUGCUCAGGAGAAGUCAGAGCUGGAGGCUAAGUUGCAGGCGGACUCCGCAAAUGCAGAGAGUGCUGCUGCGCAGCUGCAGCAGCAGCUGGCCGACGUCGUCGCCGAGCGCGAUCAAUUGCGGGUGGCUGUUGGUCGGGUUCCGGAGUUGGAGGUGCUCACCCGCGAACUGCAGGCGGCGCUCUCAGCAGCGCGAGACGCUGUGGCAGCGGCAGAACUGGCAGCGCACACGGAGGCAGAGCGCCGAACGGCGGCAGAGGCAGCGCUGGCGGACAUUGAGGCGCGCCGCAGCGAUGACGCAGCAACUGCUUCAGCACUGCGGGCGCAGGCGGUUGCCCAGGCGGAGGGCCGGGCAGCGCAGCUGGAGUCUGAGCUGGAGAGCGCACACCGGGCCGCAGCGGAGGCAGCAGCGAAGGUGGCGGACUUGGAGCCUUUGGUGGCUGAGUGCGCUGCGUUGCGCACUAACAUUGUAGCACUGGAGGCGAAAGCUGCUGCGCAGGUGUCAGAGCUGGAGGGGGAGGUGCAGCGGCUCACGGAGGCGUGCGCGAUGCAGCGUCGGGAACUGGAUGACGGUGCUGCAGCAGCCGAUACCCUGCAGCAGCAGUUGGCAGAGCUGCGUGUUGAGUUGGCAGCGAGGGAGGAUGCAAAAGCAGCGGCAGCUUUGGCGGUGGCCGCAGCCGAAUCGGCAGCAGAGGAGCGCCACGAGGCUGCGAUAACAGAGUUGAAGGCGCGUGUGACAGCGUUGGAGGAGGAUUUAGGCCGCACUGUCGAUGAACUGGGCAAGGAACGGGCGCAGUUGGCGAAGGGGAAGGCGGCGUUCAAGAAGGCAAAGGAGGAGAACCAACGGCUGAAAGAGGAGCUGGCCAAGGUUAGGGAGGACAUCGCGGUGGUUAAUGCGGCCUCAGCAGCAGCAACUGAUGCGGCGGCAGAGGAGCGGGCAACGGCCCUUAAGUGGGCGGCCGAGAUGGAAGACAUGAAGUCGAAGCUGGCGGAGGCGCGAACUCACGCGGAUGAGCUGCAGCAGCGGUUGCAGGCUGCAGAGGCGUCCGCUGCUGAGCUCCGGGCACAGGUGGAGACGCUGAGCUCAGAUAACGAGCAGCUCCAGCAGCAAUACAGCGAGCAGAUGGAGUCGCAAGACCAGAUGGAGGCCAAGAUCAUCCAGCAGGCAGCCGAAAUUAACAACCUGCGGACCCAGCUGCAGGAGAGCACAGACAAGCUCGGCGCGCUCGCGUCACAGUCGGCGGCGGCACAGCAGGUGGCUGAGGCGGCAGCAGCAUCGCGUUCGGAGGCCGAGGCGCGCAUUGCCGAGCUGGAGCAGCGCGUCGCUGACGCCGAGGCGCUGGCGGAGGCACGGGCGGCCGGGCUGGCGGAGGCGCAGGCUGCGGCGGGUCAGACGCAGUCCGAGGUGGCGGAGCUGCGGAGGGCGCUCGCGGAAGCGGAAGCCCAGGCGGGUGAGCUGCAAGCAGCGGCAGCGGCACAUGAGAGCCAGGUUGCCCGCCUCACACAGCAAUUGACGGAGGCGCAGGACUUAAUGGAGUUGCAGCGAACAGUGCAGGAGGACGCGGUGGCAGCUCUGGAGGCGACGCUCAAGGAGGCGGAGGCCAAGGCUUCUGCAGCAUGGGCGGAGGCGGAGGCAGUUCGGGAGGCGCUUGCUACAGCCGAGGCGCAGCUGAUCGAGUCACGUCAGGGCCAGCAGGUGGCAACGGAACUGCAGUCGCGCGUGGGAGAGCUGGAGGCCAAACUGUCUGAGCAGUCGAGUCGUAUGGCGAUAGCUAAAUCCCAAUACGGGAAAAUAAAGCAGGAGAAGGCCAACCUCAAGGAGCGGGUGGCGGAGUUGGGCGCCCAGGUAGAGGCGCUGAAUGGCGCCAAAGCAACACUAGAGGAGCAGCUGGCUCGGGCGCAGCUUGCAGACGCCAACUACCCGCCAAAGGUGGCAGCUGCUGACGCGGACACCUCGAGCCAGGUGGAGCAUCUGCAGGAGCGAUGCGGGGAGCUCAUGAUAGCCGCCGACUUGCUGCAAUCCCAGCUCGACGAGGCGCAAGCAGCCGCUCAGGCUGCGCAACAGCGCAUCAGUGCUGUCGAGGCGCAGCUGGCGUCCGAGGCAGAGCGUGCUGCGGUAUUGGACUUACAGCUGGGUGAGGCACGAGAGGUGCAAGGGAGGCUGCAAACGGAGCUUGAGGCCGCACGCACUACACAGCAGGCUGAGAUGGAGGCGCGUGAAGCAGCAGAAGCAGAUGCGGAGGCGGUUCGAAAUCGGCUCGAGUCGACUCGUGAGCAGGUCGCUGCACUGAAGGAGGUUGUGAGCGACCAGCAGGAGGAGAUUGGAGAGCUGCAGCGCAAAGUGGAAGAGACGACGACGACGAUGAAAGCCACACAAUUGGAGCUGGAGCAGGCGCGAGCUGAGGCUGAUGGGCUGCGGGCAAGGCUACAGGAGGCGAGGGCCGAAACAGUUGCGCGGACAGCCGAGGUAAGCCAGUUGCUUGAGCGCACAGAAGGUUUGCAGCAGGAGGUGACGGAGCUGCGGACGCAGCUAUCCACUACACGGGAGGCAAGGGGAGAGGAGGUCCAGGCUCUUCAAUGGCAGCUGGAGGCGGCACAGCAGGUGGCUGAGGCGGCAGCAGCAUCGCGUUCGGAGGCCGAGGCGCGCAUUGCCGAGCUGGAGCAGCGCGUCGCUGACGCCGAGGCGCUGGCGGAGGCACGGGCGGCCGGGCUGGCGGAGGCGCAGGCUGCGGCGGGUCAGACGCAGUCCGAGGUGGCGGAGCUGCGGAGGGCGCUCGCGGAAGCGGAAGCCCAGGCGGGUGAGCUGCAAGCAGCGGCAGCGGCACAUGAGUCGAGCACGGUAGCGCUGCGCUUGGAGGCGUUGGAGACAUCUGCCGCACUGGAGGCAGCACGCCAGGAGCUUGUUGAGUCUCAGCAUUCGGGCCAAGAGGCCAGAGCCGAAGCAGCACAUCUGCGCACUCUGCUGGAGGAGGCAAUUGCGGCGUCCGCCAGGGCGUCUGACUCGGCGGGCGACCAGGCUGCAGCAGAAGCGCGUACAGCUGAGCUGGCCGCCGUACAAGCUGCUUUGGAGGAGGCCAGAUCUGAGGUGGCCGCGCUGCAGCAGGCGCUAGCGGACGCGGAGGCGCACUCAGGUGAGCUUCGAGCGGCGGUGACAACGCGGGAGGCCAACAUUGAAGCCCUUCACAGAGAGGUCGCCCUGGCCACCUCCCAUCUUGAGGAGGCCCGCCGGCAACUGGAUGCCGUGCAGCACUCGGCAAGGACAGCGGCGGAAGACACGGCAGCCGAGAUCCGCGAACUGCAGCGGCAGCUGGAAGAGGUGCGAGCGGCAUCAUCAUUAGUUGUCGCCCCUUCGGCUGCAGUGUCUGGGCAGGUGACGGAAGCCACGGCGGCAGUUGACGAGGCGGAGCGUCUACAAGCGGCGUUGGCGGAUGGGGGUUCCUGGGAUGCAAACGAGCUGGGUGGCAACAAUCCGGGGGACGCCGAGGCUAGUUCGCACAGGGUAACGGGGUCCGCCGAUAGCAGUGAUCACCAAUCUACGGCAGUUCCCGAGAGGGCGCAGGCCGAGCCGGCGGCGCUGGAAGCACAGACAUUACGUGAGGCGCUGGAAGCCUCGCAGACUAGGGUUUCAGAGCUUGAAGGGCGGGUCUCCGAGUUGCAGGCGGAGCUGGAGGAGGCCCAGGCGGCAGCAAUGGAUGCCGGCGAUGCAGUGGACCGCUGCGAGCUGCUGCAGGAAGCGUGCAAGACGCUGCGAGUGCAGCUGGAGGAGGCGCAGCUGCAGCUGACGGUCGCGGAUUCAGACCUGCAGGCGCAGCUGGAGGAGGCGCGAUCCGCCGUUGACCAGCUCUCUGCCAGGGUGACUGAGAUGGAAACGCAACGCCACGAGCUGGAACAACUACUGGAGCAGGCGCAGGCGCAGCUCUUGCAAAGUCAGGGUCGCGAAGCGGAGGCCCAGGCUGCGGUGGAGGCCCUGCGGGUGCAGCUGUUGGCAGCCGACACCAGCGCAACAAAGCAGCUCAUCACCCUUCAGGAGCACCUGCGACAUUCAGAGGAGCGCCUGCAACAUGCGGAAUUAGAAAGGGAGGCGGCGAUGCAAUCUGCUGCCGCAGCCGCGACGAGCCAAGCUGAGGUGGUAUCAGCGCUGCAAACGGAGGUGGCAAGCUUGCGUUUGACCGCGGAAGCCGCGGUGGAGCGCGAGGCAGCUGCAACAGCGGCGGUGCAGGCUCUCCGACAGGCUGCAGAGGCGGCACGCGUGGCGGAUGAUGAGCUGCAAUCCCAGCUACACGAGUCGCACGAGACCCGGACAAAGCUUGAAGCAGACGUAGAGGUUCUCCGGAGUCAGCUGGGGGAGUUGCGUGACGGCAACAUGCACUUGUUGUCGGAGCUUCGGGAGACCCAGUCAGCUCUGGACUCGGAGCGGGUGCAGCUGGCAGCAGCGGUGCGGCGUGCAGAGGAGCUGGAGCAGCGGCUGGCUGCAGUGGCGCGGGACCAGGAGCAGGAGCUAGCUGCAGAGGUGGCUUCUGUAGCAGUGGGUUGCAGGACUGCUGAGGCAGAGACCGCACGAGCUGCGGCGCUGGAGCAACGGAGCGCAGAACUUGAGGAGUACAUCCAGGGCCUGCAGGCCCAGCUAACGGAUGCCGCAGCAGCAUCCCGCUCGCUGGCUGAGGCACAGGGGGCUGUGGAUCAACUGCGAAGGCAACUGGAAGAGACGGUCAGGCAGGGGGCUGCGUCAUCGCAGCACGCACAGCGCUUAGAAACGGCCGUUCAGGAACAGCGAGCUCGAAUUGGCGCCUUAGAGCAGCAGCUGGCAGCUUCCCAUGAGCAGCUACAACAGGCCCAGAUGCAGAUUCGACAGCUUCAGCAGCAUGUGCACGGUGAUCACCAGGGCGCACCUGGUCCAUCCUCUGAACAAGUCGCGGCGCUGCGGGGGGCGCAUGAGCAGCUGCAGCAACAGCACGCGGCAAUGACGGCGGAGGUGGAGAGGUUGCGCAGUAUGGCGGCAGGGGCGGCCACUGGGGAAAAUGCAGGCGGGGCAGCAGCGGUGGUCGAGCUGCGGCGGCAGGUGAUGGAGCUGCAGAACGAGCGAGUGGGACUAGUGUCGAGGGCCAACCAGGUGGAUGGUCUGCUGGCGGAGGUCGAGACGCUCCGACAGACCCGCACACAGCUGGAAAUGGCCCUCCGUGCGGAGCAACGCCGCAACCAGCAGGCGGCUGUGGGCAUCAUCGUACCGCCCGGCUUAAGCAGCCCGGCAAGCGGCACUGGGGUUGGCUCGUCCAACACUGGCAACCCGGGGGCGGCAGCUGAUAAGAAGCGCGACGAAAUGGCCUCGCAGUUGGCAGGGGUGUACGACCCGGAAAAUGCAGUGCUGCAGGGGGCGUCCACCACCUUCCAGCCCCUCUCGGGGCUGCUCAGAGGGAACUGCCCGCCCUUCGCAGCCAACAUUCUUGGCGCGGCGACGACGAAUCUAAGGACGAUCAGCGUGUUCCUGGCGGUGUGA
Molecule: messenger RNA, 6663 nt
Organism: Volvox carteri f. nagariensis
Lineage: Eukaryota; Viridiplantae; Chlorophyta; Chlorophyceae; Chlamydomonadales; Volvocaceae
Exons: 13
Coding region: 1-6663 (2220 amino acids)
Source: RefSeq, a predicted model, not a curated record